Molecule: messenger RNA, 2262 nt
Organism: Centruroides sculpturatus (bark scorpion)
Lineage: Eukaryota; Metazoa; Arthropoda; Arachnida; Scorpiones; Buthidae
Gene: Naa35
Product: N-alpha-acetyltransferase 35, NatC auxiliary subunit-like
Exons: 19
Coding region: 222-2186 (654 amino acids)
Biological process (GO): N-terminal peptidyl-methionine acetylation
Cellular component (GO): NatC complex
Source: RefSeq, a predicted model, not a curated record
GUUUUAAUCAUAUCGAAAAAACAUUUUUAGUACAAAAUCUUUAAAUUAACAUGAUUUUAUAAUUAAUAUAAUUAUUUUUUUAUGAAAACAGAAGUUCAGAAUGUGUUGAUACACUUUCAUCAAAUCUGCCUUCAAAUGUGACAUAUGAUUGGGUUGACAUUACAGAUGAAUUUUUUAAAGCCACUGAAGAAUUAAAACUGGGUGAACUUUUACAUGAUGAAAUGUUUGGAUUGUUUGAAGCAAUGUCAGCAAUUGAAAUGAUGGAUCCUAAAAUGGAUGCUGGAAUGAUGUGUAAUCGUGGUAGCAAAAAAGUAAUGAAUUUUGAUCAAGCAGUUAAGAGUGGAAAAUUAAGAUUAAAAGAUCUUGAAAUGACAGAACAUAUUGGAAUUAUAGAUGCAACACUUUCUUGUUUGGUUACAUGGUUAGAAGGACAUUCUCUUGCUCAAACUGUAUUUACAAAUCUUUAUCUUCAUAAACCAAAUUUAAUAGAAGAUAGAGUUAUCAAAGCAUUUAGUAUAUGUAUUUUGAAAUUAGUGGAUAUCAUCAGAGAAUUUAUUAAUAAAGCUGGUGUUUUUGAAGAGGAAGAUUUUCAACCUGUUAUUUAUGGAUAUAAAUUAGCAAAUGAUAUCACUGAUAUUCGAGCAGCCGGUAUGAUGAGAGAAGUUGAAGAAGAACUUCAGCGGAAAGUUAAAAUGACUCGUAGUAAACCAGGAGAGCAACAGGAUGUUACCACUCAAACUGAACAUGAAUCAGCAUUAGCAUUAUUUUCUAGAAUAAAGUUCUGUCGACUUUAUUAUCAUGCUCUUCUACUGUUUAACAAGAAAAAGUGUUCAGGAAUUGAAGAAAUAGAUCGUCACUUACAGCAGUGUGGUGAAUUAAUGCCAACCUUACAAAGGACUGUUGACUUAGGAAUUCAUCCUGAUCCAAAUGCUGAAAGUAUUAAUAGAGCUGAUUAUCCAACAAUAAUGGGGUUUGAGCCAUUAACUAAUCAACGGCUUCUUCCUCCUACAUUUCCUCGUUAUACAAAAAUUAAAGGUAGACACGAAGCUAUGGAAUAUUUAGACAUGCUAGUAACAAGAUUAAGAACAGUUUGUCGAAUAGUAGAAUGUACUUCAUUUCAUUCUGCUGUUGAUUUUUUGACUGAAUUUAGCAAGUCAUCCCCAUGUGUAUUAUCUAGAUCAAUUGUGCAGCUGUUGUACCUAACACAACCAAAUAAGGUGCUUGGAUCACAGCCUAUGGUUGAAGUUUUGAGAGAUGCUGUUCGCAGCUUUAUAAAACCUCCUGCUCUACUUCCAAGGUCACCUCUUAUGAACAAUUCCCAAGCUAAAGAAUAUGUAGAAGGUUUUCUUGGACACUGUGUUCGUCCAUUUUGUAAUUUACUUCAAAUUUAUGGACAUAAUAGAGCUAGACAGAGAGACAAACUAGCUCAUUUAUUAGAAGAAUUAGCAGCAUUGCAAGAUGAAGCUGACAAGGUAGAUGCAUAUUUACAUAAUUUAUCUGCAAAAACUGAUAAUCCUUGUCCACAUCUAGCUUGUUUUGGAACAUGGAUUCUGUAUCAUACAUUAAGAGUUAUGAUACAAUAUAUAUUAUCAGGAUUUGAGUUAGAGUUAUAUUCUGUUCAUGAAUAUACAUAUAUCUUUUGGUAUUUAUAUGAAUUUCUCUAUGGUUGGAUGGUUUCAGCAUUAUCUCGUGCUGAUAGUUUUUUGAUGGAACAAGACUCUAGAGCAGGAUAUGACAAUAUCAGCAUUGAUAUACAGUAUUUGAUAUUACAGGCUGUAGCAGGAUUUAGUUUAGAAGGAAAGUUAAAACAACCAUCUGUUGAAUUUGAUAAUGAGCAAGUAAGAUACGAACAUCGAUUUGCUCCGUUCAACAGUGUUAUAACACCACCACCAGUUCAGUAUGCACAGUAUUGUGAAAUGACAGAUUUAACUCAUUAUGUGCCAUCACCAACUCCAGAAGAUUUGUAUAUUGCUGCAUGCAAAUGUUUCCAGCAUUCUCGAAUGUUGUUUGAAAGUAUUCCUGAACCAAAUGAUGAAAUUAUGUCUAUAAUGAAAGUAGCAAAAACAAAUUUUAUUGUGAUGAAAUUAUUACUUAGUGGACAUAAAAAGCAAUCGAAGGAUCCACCUGAAUUUGAUUUUUCCUUGCACAAGAGUUUUCCCAUUAUACGAAUCAUCUGGAAUAAAUAGUAAUAUGGAUUUUAAUUGUUACAUUUUCUCAUUUUUUCUGUAAAAAUAUCAUUUAUUGUUUUAUUAACUGUAAAUA